CUCUUGGUACCUGUCUCUGUUUACACUCCUUUAUUGAGAAGAUGAAGAAGUUCCUCUCGUUGCUUCUCCUCUGUCAUGUGGCAUCUCCAGUUAAACACUCCUUGAAGUUUUUUGCAACUGGAUCUUCUGGAUCCCCAAAAGUCCCAGAGUUUGUGGGUUUUGCAUUGGUUGAUGAACUUCUGAUCGGUUACUGUAACACAGAUAAGAAGAUUGCAGAACCAAAACAGGACUGGAUGAGAAAAUUAUUAGAAAAUGAACCUCAGCAGUGGGAGUGGUACACUCGAGAAUGUACUGACAAUGUGCCUUUCCUUUUCAAAGCCUCGAUUGACCAUUUGAAGCAGCGCUUCAACCAAAGUGAAGGUGUCCAUAUUUUCCAGAGGAUGUAUGGCUGUGAGUGGGAUGAUGAGACUGGAAAUGUUCAUGGCUAUGAUCAGUAUGGUUAUAACGGAGAAGACUUUAUAUCAUUGGACCUGAAGACACUGACAUGGAUCGCUCCACAACCACAGGCUGUCAUCACCAAACAGAGAUGGGACGCUGAGGAAGUUAGAUUGAAAUUCAGCAAGUAUUACCUCACUCAGAUUCUCCCUGAAUGGCUGAAGAUGUAUCUGGACUAUGGCAAGAGCUCUCUGCUGAGAAAAGACCUUCCCUCAGUGUCUCUCCUCCAGAAGACUCCCUCCUCUCCAGUCAGCUGCCACGCUACAGGUUUCUACCCUGAGGCAGCCAUGAUGUUCUGGAGGAAAGAUGGAGAGGAGCUUCAUGAGGACGUGGAGCUCGGAGAGAUCCUCCCCAACCACGAUGGAUCCUUCCAGAUGAGUGUUGACCUGGACCUCUCAUCAGUCAAACCUGAAGACUGGACCAGGUACGAGUGUGUGUUUCAUCUCUCUGGUGUGAAGGACGACAUCGUCACCAGACUGGACAAAGCAGUGAUCAGGACCAACAGAGUUUCUCCCUCAGAGUUUCCUGCUGCUGCUGUUAUUGGAGUUUGUGUGGGAUUGAUGCUGCUUCUUGCACUCUGCAUCACUGGACUCUUCUUCUGGAGGAAACACAAGAAUGGAUUCAAGCCUGCAAACUCUUCCGAACAUUCAUCCUCUCCAACUCCUGUGGACAAUGAUACAGCUCUGACUGAUCACACGAUUCAGUGAAGAUUAGAAGAAGACACGUAACUCCAGUGAAGUGGUUGUGGCAUCAAUGUUUUAUUAGGUUAUGUUAUGUGACAUAAAUAUGUAUUAACAAAACUUCUUUUACUGAAAUCUAACU
Molecule: messenger RNA, 1257 nt
Organism: Centropristis striata (black sea bass)
Lineage: Eukaryota; Metazoa; Chordata; Actinopteri; Perciformes; Serranidae
Product: major histocompatibility complex class I-related gene protein-like
Exons: 8
Coding region: 42-1142 (366 amino acids)
Biological process (GO): immune response
Cellular component (GO): external side of plasma membrane
Source: RefSeq, a predicted model, not a curated record